Molecule: messenger RNA, 1416 nt
Organism: Schizosaccharomyces osmophilus
Lineage: Eukaryota; Fungi; Ascomycota; Schizosaccharomycetes; Schizosaccharomycetales; Schizosaccharomycetaceae
Gene: rrp3
Product: ATP-dependent RNA helicase Rrp3
Exons: 2
Coding region: 1-1416 (471 amino acids)
Molecular function (GO): RNA helicase activity; nucleic acid binding; ATP binding
Source: RefSeq, a predicted model, not a curated record
AUGACGACCGACGUGAAGAAGCAAAAGAAAACCGUGAAUGGAGACGGUGUCAAAGACGAAGGUUUUAAGGAAGAAGCUGAAAGAAAGGUGUCUUCUGAUUCGAAAUCAUCUUUAGAGGAAAAAGAUGAAAAAGAUGAAAAGGAUGAAUCUCCUAAAACUUUUAGAGACUUGGGUGUUAUUGAAGAAUUGUGUCAGGCUUGUGAGAAGUUAGGCUACAAGGAUCCUACUCCCAUUCAACGUGAGGCUAUUCCCACCGCUUUGUCGAAGCGAGAUGUGAUUGGUCUUGCUCAAACAGGAAGUGGUAAAACUGCCGCAUUUGCUCUCCCUGUGAUCCAGGAAUUGUGGGACAAUCCUAGUCCUUAUUAUGCUGUUGUGCUUGCACCUACUCGAGAGCUUGCUUACCAAAUUUCUGAACAGUUUGAAGCACUGGGAGGUGCCAUUGGUGUGCGAAGCGUUGUUAUUGUAGGUGGAAUGGACAUGGUCACUCAAGCAGUUGCUUUGUCCAAAAAACCACAUAUCCUUGUUUGUACUCCUGGUCGUUUGAUGGACCAUUUAGAAAAUACCAAAGGAUUUAGUCUGCGAAACUUACAAUACCUAAUUAUGGAUGAAGCUGAUCGUCUUUUGGAUAUGGAUUUUGGACCCAUCAUUGACAGAGUUCUAAAGGUCAUUCCUAAAGAGAGACGUACUAUGCUUUUCUCGGCCACCAUGACCAACAAGGUUGAGAAGCUUCAACGUGCUUCCCUUCAUAACCCCGUUCGUGUUGCCGUUUCUUCCAAAUUUUCCACUGUAGAUACCUUGAUCCAGCGUUACUUGUUUUUCCCUUUUAAACACAAAGAUACUUAUCUCGUUUAUUUGGUUAAUGAACUUGCUGGUAAUACCAUCCUUAUCUUUGCACGUACAGUAAACGAUACUCAACGAUUGGCAAUUUUGUUGCGGUCUCUUGGAUUUAGCGCAAUACCUCUUCACGGUCAACUGAGUCAAAGCAAUCGUCUUGGUGCAUUAAAUAAAUUCAAGUCCGGUACUAGAUCAAUUAUGGUUGCUACAGAUGUUGCUGCUCGUGGUUUGGAUAUUCCUCUUGUUGAUGUCGUUGUCAAUUACGAUAUUCCCACUGACUCUAAAGCAUACGUUCAUCGUGUUGGCCGUACUGCUCGUGCCGGACGUGCCGGUAAAUCAGUCGCCCUCGUAACUCAAUAUGAUUUGGAGCCAUUCCUUCGUAUUGAGGCUGCUAUUGGCAAAAAGAUGCAAGAGUACGAGCACCAAAAGGAUGCAGUGUUCUUGUUGUCGGAGCGGGUGGAUGAAGCACAGCGAGAAGCUGUGAUUCAAAUGAAGGAAAUUCAUGAAAGGAGGAGAUCUAAGGGUAAGCUUCGUACAAAACGCAAGCAUGAUGAUCUUGAUCGUGAAGAGCAAGUCUCUUAA